GCUGGGCAGCUGCCAGAUCUUCUCUGCGCGCUGGCGCCUUGCUCUCAGAAGCUCCGGAGCCAGGCACGAGAGGGCUGCUUUUUCAGCAUCCCGCUCUCGGGCUGAGGAGGGAGGACUCGUGUUUGUCCUCCUCCUCUACAUAUUGGCUUGACUCUGCUCUGACCCCCACCAGUGCCGCACAGUCUGGGAGAAAAAGCAGAAGUAUGGUGAAGCUCAACAGCAACCCUGGAGAGAAGGGGGCCAAGCCGCCUUCGGUGGAGGAUGGUUUCCAGACCGUCCCCCUCAUCACGCCCUUGGAGGUUAAUCAUUUACAGCUGUCUGCUCCUGAGAAGGUGAUCGUGAAGACAAGAACAGAGUACCAGCCGGAACAGAGGAACAAGGGGAAGUUCCGGGUGCCGAAGAUCGCCGAGUUUACGGUCACCAUCCUUGUCAGCCUGGCCCUCGCUUUCCUUGCCUGCAUUGUGUUCCUGGUGGUUUACAAAGCCUUUACCUAUGACCACAGCUGUCCUGAAGGAUUUGUCUACAAGCACAAGCGCUGUAUCCCGGCCUCUCUGGAUGCUUAUUACUCAGCCCAGGACCCCAGCUCGAGGAGCCGCUUCUACACAGUCAUCAGCCACUACAGUGUGGCCAAGCAGAGCACUGCCCGGGCCAUCGGGCCAUGGCUGUCAGCAGCUGCUGUCAUCCAUGAGCCCAAGCCACCCAAGACCCAGGGCCAUUAGAGGCCUGCCCCAGCUGGGAUGGGGGGAGGCAGAGAGGGGAACCCCCCCAACACACACACAGACACACUAGCUAAGCAAAGCUGGAGCUAUAAGACAACACUGUACUGCUGGGGUACGGGGUGGGGGCGGGGCAGGAUGGGGUCUGGGGAGAACUCCCUGAAAAUAUUGUGCACUGGAGUUGUCUGAAUCGAUCUUUCCUUUUUGUCCUUUCGUAUUGUUGCUUCGUCCCCAAGUCAGGCUCGUGUACAAAGGCAUGUUUCGUGUUGAUUGUUCCCAUGUAAGAUACCUUCAAAGUCACCGCUCAUUCUUUGUUAGGAUAACUUAGAGACAGAAAAGGGAGCCAGAGAAAAAUGAUUUCAAAAGCAUGAAACGGGCUCCACGUGGACGGCACAGCAGGGCGGUACAGAGCACAGCCUCUCUGGGCUUCUUAGAUAAGACACCGUGGCUUCCGUGUGGGCGUCCGAGUAUCUGUGUGGCAAAGGGGUAGGCUGUUGGGUUUGCCUGGGGUCUGCAGGAGAGGAGCCUGGCAAGGCAGGGAAGGAUGAAUUGGAGAGAAAGGUGAUGUUGGCAUUUCUAUACCAGGGGUGCACAGAAUACCACUCAAUGGUGAGUUUGCAAGAUGGGCCCAAACUCACGGGGGAGGCAUCCACUCUCAGCCCUGGGCAGCCCACAGGACCUAGGCUCCGGAUGCUCAUAGGCCGUGUGCAUCAGCGAACACAGGUGUGAGUACAUGUUGUCUUUCUUUAUUAUUUUUCUAGGUGUAUCCCUAGAUGCUGCCCGUGUUUUCAAGACGGCAGGGGUAGAAAGGGAGAGAAAGACAGGAAGAGAGGUGAUAAGAAGAUGGGUCAGGAGGGCCGCCCUAGGCCCAGCUAGAAGCUUAGGCACACAGGUUUUUACGUUUUUGUUCUUUCCCGAAGUGCUAAUGACAAUAGGAACAACAACUGGAUUCUAGCCAGGGAAUUUGAGGGACAGUCGGGAGGAAACUUCAAGAUUGGGUUUGCAGUGGUUGCAGGUCAUUUCUAGAAGCUGGAAAAGUCUUUUGCUCACUUUGUUGUGUUGACAGAGGACAUGUGCCCGAACUCCCCAGCCAGGUUCUAGAAGCACCUGACAGAGAGUGAUGGUCAGCAUCGUUAGGCCUCCCACCCGUACUUUAGCAGGGGCCUCUUGCUUCUUGAGAGCAGUCCAGGAAAGCCCUUUUCUAUGGAGGUGCUGACUCUAGGCCCAAGAGGACCAGAACUGGCCAGGAGAAUUGCUCAUUUGGUAUGUGUUACUGUUUCCCAGUGCCUCUCCAACAGGCCAUGUAAGGGUAUUUUUUGUGGCUUGCUAUAUUGCUGAAAUCGCUGUACACAGCAGCUGGGUAAUAGGAGUAGUGUAGCUCAAACCAUCCUGCCAGAUUACUCUCAUCUGACUUCUCCCUCCUCCCCCAUCCUCCCAUCGCCUCGAGUCACCUGUAAAUUCAUUUGUCAUCUGAAACAGAUCAACAAAUCGUCCCUAGCAAAACCACAGAGCGCUUUAUAAUUUUGUGGUGUAUUUUUGUCAGUAGGUAGCAGAGGCUGAAGUAUUUUUUGGUGUAAUUCUUGAAAUUUUCUGACAGGAAAAAAAAAUAAACAUAGAUGUGUCUGAGA
Messenger RNA from Meriones unguiculatus (Mongolian gerbil), 2344 nucleotides. It is a transcript of the gene Nsg2, whose product is annotated as neuronal vesicle trafficking associated 2. The transcript has 5 exons. Gene Ontology annotation, biological process: G protein-coupled dopamine receptor signaling pathway; endosomal transport; clathrin coat assembly. Lineage: Eukaryota; Metazoa; Chordata; Mammalia; Rodentia; Muridae. Gene Ontology annotation, cellular component: membrane; endosome. The record is from RefSeq and is a predicted model, not a curated record. Bases 204 to 719 code for a protein of 171 amino acids. Gene Ontology annotation, molecular function: clathrin light chain binding.